Pecten maximus is the source of this 450-nucleotide messenger RNA. Its product is annotated as histidine-rich protein PFHRP-II-like. NCBI's taxonomy places the organism in Eukaryota, Metazoa, Mollusca, Bivalvia, Pectinida, Pectinidae. The record is from RefSeq and is a predicted model, not a curated record. The transcript has a single exon. The coding region runs from base 1 to 450 and encodes 149 amino acids.
AUGUCGCAGAUGCACCACGCACCACCAACAUACCACAGAGAGACCACGCACCAUCAACAUGACACAGAGGCACCACGCACCACCAACAUGUCACAGAGAGACCACGCACCACCAACAUGUCACAGAGAGACCACGUACCACCGACAUGUCGCAGAUGCACCACGCACCACCAACAUGCCACAGAGGCACCACGCACCACCAGCAUGUCACAGAGGCACCACGCACCACCAACAUGUCACAGAGGCACCACGCACCACCAACAUGUCACAGAGGCACCACGCACCACCAACAUGCCACAGAGGCACCACGCACCACCAACAUGUCACAGAGGCACCACGCACCACCAAUAUGCCACAGAGGCACCACGCACCACCAACAUGUCACAGAGGCACCACGCACCACCAACAUGUCACAGAGGCACCACGCACCACCAACCACUUGGAGCCAUAG